UAUUAUAAAUUCGAGGAAUUAACAAAUUGUGAAGAGAAUCUUUGUGUGUGUUCCCCGGUGGUUAAGUUCGUGCGAUCAUGGAAGUGGUCUACUACGACGAAAAACCUCACGUGCAUAGGGCUGUAGCUUUUUGUUUGUGUGAGCAAUGAAUCCACUUUUGAGAUUUGAAGGCAAAAGGGCAUUGUUCUGUUCUUAAGGUCAUGAUAAAAGGCUUACUUUGUUUCCUCUAUUAGUGCUCCUGCCUUGGCCUUUGGUAAAGUUAGCACUUAGCAGUACCUUCCUAUCUUCUCCCAAAACUCUUUUUAGCAUCUAAUCAUUAACCUUCAUCUUCCGUUCUUUCCCAAAACUCUUCUCACCAUCAUCUAAUCAUUAACCUCUUCAUCUCACCCCAAAACUUUCUCAUACAACCUCCUUUCUCUGUCUUUUUUUCUCUUUCAAACCUUUUCCCCUCGUCUCUGCUUUCUCCUCUUUAACAAACUGGUGUCUCCUUUGAGAGCUACACAUCCACUUCCCCACUUCAAAAAUAAUGGCCCUAGAGGCCGUGGUUUUCCCACAAGAUCCAUUCACUUACAAUUGCAAAGACUACUUGUACUCUUUAAUAGGAGGGGGAACCAUAGACCACACCCUGCAUGCAAAUUGGGAUUCAUCUUCUCCUUCGCUCUUGCAAAAUGUCAAAGACCAAUGGGACUCACACUCCUCCCCUGAACCAUGCACCGUCGAUCAUUCCCACCCCGGACCUUUCCCUCCUCCUCCUCCUUCCUCCGCGGAAGCCGCCACCGGCCGCCGCAAACGACGCCGUACCAAGAGCGCCAAGAACAAGGAGGAGAUCGAGAAUCAGAGGAUGACCCACAUUGCAGUUGAGCGCAAUAGAAGGAAACAGAUGAACGAGUACCUCGCUGUGCUUAGAUCUUUGAUGCCUCCUUCUUAUGUUCAAAGGGGUGAUCAAGCCUCUAUUAUUGGUGGUGCGAUUAACUUCGUGAAGGAGUUAGAGCAGCUUCUGCAGUGCAUGAAGUGCCAAAAGAGAGCACAGGAGCAAGGGCAGGUGAAUGGCUUCUCUGACUCUGUCUCACCCCCCUUUGCUGAGUUCUUCAUGUUCCCUCAGUACUCCACACGUGCGACGCAUAACACUAGAGGCUACCCUGGCACGUGCGAGGCCAACAUGACGCGGAACCACUCAUGGGCCGUCGCGGAUAUUGAAGUGACCUUGGUGGAUGGGCAUGCCAACAUAAAGAUACUCUCCAAGAAACAACCCGGGUUGCUUCUGAAGAUGGUUAUUGGGCUUCAAAGUCUUGGCUUCGGGAUUCUUCACCUUAAUGUCACCACUGUUGAUGAUAUGGUCCUUACUUCAGUUAGUGUUAAGGUAGAAGAGGGGUGUCAGCUGAACACGGUGGAUGAUAUUGCAGCUGCUGUGCAUCAAUUAUCACGCACGGUCCAGGAGGAAGCUGUUUUCAGCUGAAUUAAACUUGGAAACGUUAAAUGGCUAUUGCACCCUUUUUUUUUAUUUAUCAAUAAUUGUGCAAAACAGCUUUGUUUUGAUACCCUUGUUGAAACGCGUUCAAGUUUGCAGGGUUUGGCCCGUGAAGGCAUAUAGAACAAGGGAUAGUCAUGUACAUGCAUCAGUCUCAACGAAAUAUAUAUAUAAAUGUUCCAUUUCAAUAAGCUAGGAGAUGCUAAUUAAAGUAUAGGUUUACUCUUUUCUCAUUUUAUAUUUCUUUUCCCUCUUUUGCUUUUCUCCCAGCUGCAAAGAAUAUAGCCUGAGAGGGAAAAAAAGUGUUGGAAGCGACAAUCAAUUUAUGUUGUGGAGGCCCCCAUACUGAACUGUGUA
Cajanus cajan (pigeon pea) is the source of this 1825-nucleotide messenger RNA. NCBI's taxonomy places the organism in Eukaryota, Viridiplantae, Streptophyta, Magnoliopsida, Fabales, Fabaceae. The record is from RefSeq and is a predicted model, not a curated record.